AUAAAAGAACCCAUAAUUUCCCUCCUCUCUCUCACUCUCCCUACCGAAUCCCUAUACAUACGCAUUUCCAGACCCUGUUUCCUCUCCCCAAACAGAAAGCUCAAAAUCAGCUCCUUCUACUCUGUUUUCUUCCAUUUUUUCUCGCAGCAUUUUUCUGCUCUAGCCAUGGCCAGUAACAACGGAGAUGUGAAACUGAUCGGCGCCUGGGCGAGCCCUUACGUAAUGAGGCCUAGAAUCGCUCUCAACGUCAAAUCCGUCGAGUACGAGUUCCUCCAGGAGCAGUUCGGGUCCAAGAGCGAGCUCCUCCUCAAAUCAAACCCUGUCCACAAGAAAAUCCCUGUCCUUCUGCACAACGGCAAACCCAUCUGCGAAUCCAGCAUCAUCGUCGAGUACAUCGACGAGGUUUGGUCCUCCGGCCCUUCCAUCCUCCCUUCCGACCCGUACGACCGCGCCGUCGCCCGAUUCUGGGCUGCCUACCUCGACGAAAAGUGGUUCCCGAAUGUGAGAGCUGCGCCAAUGGCGGCGACGGAGGAGGCGAAGAACGCGGCGGUGGAACAGCUGAAAGAAGGGCUGGCGCUGCUGGAAGGAGCGUACGGGGAGAUCAGCAAAGGGAAGGAUUUCUUCGGCGGGGAGAAGAUUGGGUUUCUUGACAUUGCGUUUGGGAGCAUGUUGGGAUGGCUGAGAGCCGUGCAAGUGAUUCUGGGAGGAGUGAAGCUUCUCGAUGAGGAGAAGACGCCUGGUUUGUGUAAAUGGGCUGUCAAAUUCUCGGCUGAUCCUGCUGUGAAGGAUGUGCUGCCGGAGACUGAGAAGCUCCUCGAGUUUGCCAAGAUCCUUAUGGCCAAAAUAACAAUGGCCGACAACAACAACAACAACGGCGACGUCAAGCUGAUCGGCGCGUGGCCGAGUCCGUUCGUGAUGCGCCCGAGGAUCGCCCUCAACAUCAAAUCCGUCGAGUACGAGUUCCUCCAGGAGCAAUUCGGGUCCAAGAGCGAGCUCCUCCUCAAAUCCAACCCUGUCCACAAGAAAAUCCCUGUCCUUCUACACAACGACAAACCCAUCUGCGAAUCCAACAUCAUCGUCGAGUACAUUGACGAGGUUUGGUCCGCCGGCCCUUCAAUCCUCCCCUCCGACGCCCACGACCGCGCCGUCGCGCGCUUCUGGGCUGCCUACGUCGACGAAAAGUGGUUUCCGAACGUGAGAGGGGCGGCAGCUGCGUCGAGCGAGGAGGCGAAGAACGCGGCGGUGGAUCAGCUGAAGGAAGGCAUGGCGCUGCUGGAGGGAGCGUAUGUGGAGAUCAGCAAAGGGAAGGAUUUCUUCGGCGGGGAGAAGAUUGGGUUUAUUGACAUUGCUUUUGGGAGCAUGUUGGCAUGGUUGAGAGCCCUGCAAGUGAUGCUGGGAGGAGUGAAGCUUCUCGAUGAGGAGAAGACGCCUGGUUUGUGCAAAUGGGCUGCCAAAUUCUCGGCUGAUCCUGCUGUGAAGGACGUCCUGCCUGAAACAGAGAAGAUCAUCGAGUUUGCCAAGCUCCUCGUUGCCAAAAUCAAAGCUGCAGCAGCCUCCUCUUAGAAGAUGGAUGUGUGUUUUGGGAGAUUGUUGUUUUGAAGGUUUACGUUGUUGUUGUACUUUCAUGUUGAAUCGAGGGAAAUCAGAGCUGUCCAUCCCCUUUAUGUUUUACUCUGUUUUGGUCAGCGAUCGCAUAAUAGAAAUGAGUUCUAGUUUCUGGUCUUACUACGGGAACUAUGUCAUUUGUUUUUUUUACUUUUUUUCGCCCUACGCACCUUUUAUUCAAGGUUUGUCCACCAUCGAUUAUCAAUAGGUUAUUUAUCUCUAUACUGGAAAUUUUGAAAUUUAAUUUAAGAAUUCAUAAAAA
Linum tenue is the source of this 1867-nucleotide messenger RNA. Lineage: Eukaryota; Viridiplantae; Streptophyta; Magnoliopsida; Malpighiales; Linaceae. The record is from the annotation of a GenBank genome assembly.